Molecule: messenger RNA, 307 nt
Organism: Scutellospora calospora
Lineage: Eukaryota; Fungi; Glomeromycota; Glomeromycetes; Diversisporales; Gigasporaceae
Source: the annotation of a GenBank genome assembly
UAAAGAAAUAUCUAAAUUUGUUAAAAAUUUUUAUGAAAGUCGAAGUAAUGAAACUUAUAAAGAUAUGGAAGUUCAGCUUGCCGAAACUUCAAAAUUAUCUACCAGUACAUCCUCUCAGGAAGAUACAGAAUUAAGGACAAACCCACAUUUGAGUCAGUUAUAUUGCUUUAAAACCUUACCACAACCAAAAAACGUCACAGAAGACAAAAUAAGGAAUAAAAUAAUUCCUACUGAAUCAAAUGGUAAACGAAGCCAACGCAAUACGAAGACUAAAUUCAAAAUCAUGCAGUCGUUACUGAAAAUAAAG